Molecule: messenger RNA, 1050 nt
Organism: Uloborus diversus
Lineage: Eukaryota; Metazoa; Arthropoda; Arachnida; Araneae; Uloboridae
Product: protein Wnt-4-like
Exons: 4
Coding region: 1-1050 (349 amino acids)
Biological process (GO): neuron differentiation; canonical Wnt signaling pathway; cell fate commitment
Cellular component (GO): extracellular region
Molecular function (GO): cytokine activity; frizzled binding
Source: RefSeq, a predicted model, not a curated record
AUGCUCGUUGUAAAGAGUUUGACCGUCUUCUUGUUGUUGCUGCCCAAAGGACUGGCCAUCCGGUGGAUGGCUCUCCUGCAGGCAGCUUCUUUGUCCAGCGUCGACCAAACCGAGCAAUGCGACAAUUUACCCGGACUCACAAAGCGGCAAGUGAAAAUAUGCAAGAAGAAUCUCGAGGUUAUGGAUUCAGUUCGUCUCGGAGCGGAAGCUGCUCUCAAAGAAUGCCAAUGGCAGUUCAGAGGGAGGAGAUGGAACUGCAGCACGAUAUCCAACUCAACCAAAAUUUUCGGAAAAGCCCUGGCUGAAGGCACCAGGGAAGCUGCUUUUGUCCAUGCCUUAUCUUCGGCGGGUGUGGCGCAUACCGUGACACGUUCCUGCAGCAGCGGAGGUCUCGGCAGGUGUGGAUGUGACAGGACAGUUAGAGGCUACAGUCCGGAAGGAUUCCAGUGGUCCGGUUGUUCGGAUAAUGUGGCUUUCGGCAGCGCUUUCUCAAAAAGCUUCGUGGACAUCCGGGAACUUAAAGGGGCGAGGGGUCCCCGACCCAAACCAUCGUCCCUGGUGAAUUUGCACAACAAUGAAGCAGGGAGAAAGAUUCUGGAAUACAACAUGAAAAUUGAAUGCAAAUGCCAUGGCGUGUCCGGCUCAUGCGAAACUAGGACAUGCUGGCGAGCCCUGCCGGAAUUUCGACGUGUUGGGACAAUCCUGUUGCAACGCUACGACAAUGCUGCUGAAGCACGAAGGCCCGGACAGGGAAAACGCAACAGUCAGCAGCCAUUAUCAGCUUUCUCUUUUAGGCAACAGCACUCUGAUACGGACCUCGUAUAUCUGCAAGCAUCCACAGACUUCUGCGAUGCUCCUGGAACUUUCGGUCGGCCUUGCAACAGUUCUCUGGGAGAACGACCAGGAGGUUGUGACUUACUGUGCUGUGGACGUGGUCACAGCAGUCGUUCCCAAAGAGUUCGCGAACGAUGCGAGUGUAAAUUUCAUUGGUGUUGUUACGUUAAAUGCAUGGAGUGCGAAAGGGAAGUGGAAAUAAACUACUGUCAUUGA